AUGAAGGUGCAGAAUCUCUCUGUGCUGGUGAUUACAACGGUCUCCCUGCGGCUGGCUGUAGCUGAUCUCUGCCCCAGUCUGUGUGAGUGCUCAGAGUGGAAUAUUUUCCAGAUAACCUGUAAAUUCAUCGAUCACAUCCCGCCCUUUCCCCAGAACACCGAGAAAAUUCGAUUCAUGGAGACUCAACUCAAGACCAUCCCCUCUGAAGCUUUUACAAAGCUCCCAAACAUUUCGAGGAUAUACAUUUCCAUCGAUGCAGUACUUCAGAAAGUGGAUGCACAUGCAUUCUUCAAUUUGGAUAAAGUCACACACAUAGAGAUACGGAACACGAAGAGCUUGAGUCACAUUGACCCAGAUGCUUUCAAGAAUCUUCCAGUUCUGAAAUACUUGGGCAUUUUCAACACCGGGCUGAACACAUUUCCAGACCUGACGAAAAUUUGUUCCACUGACGUGAACUUCCUGCUAGAAAUUGCUGACAAUCCCUUCAUUUCUACCAUCCCUGCAAAUGCCUUCGAUGGGUUGUCCAAUGAGUCACUAACUCUUUACCUGCACAAGAACAAGCUGUUGUCAUCUUUCAACGAGGAUGUCUUUGCAGGAGUCCUGAGUGGACCCACUCUGCUUGAUGUUUCUCAGUCCAGUGUCCACUCCCUCCCAAGCAAAGGACUGGAGCCACUGAAGGAAUUAAUGGCAAAGAAUACAUGGACAUUGAAGAGACUGCCUCCUCUGAAGACCUUCCUUCACCUCACCAGAGCUGACCUCACGUACCCGAGUCACUGCUGUGCUUUUAAGAACUGGAAGAAAAACAAAGGGCUUUUAGAGUCAAUAAUGUGCAACCACAGCACUGGUCAUGGUUUCCGGCAGAGAAGAUCCUUCAGGUUAUACAAUGGCCUCUUACACCGUGAUUACACUGAGGAUAACAACGCAGCUCACUCCUCCAACCAGGCUUCCAAGCUCCACGAUUUCCAUAGCAACUCUCACUAUUACGUCUUCUUCGAGGAACAAGGAGAUGGAGAUGUUGGGUUUGGCCAAGAGCUGAAGAACCCUCAAGAGGACCACGUGCAAGCUUUUGACAAUCAUUAUGACUACAUGGUGUGUGGAGGUAAUGAGGAGAUUGUCUGCAAGCCUGAGCCAGACGAAUUUAACCCUUGCGAGGACAUCUUGGGCUACAACUCUUUAAGAAUCAUUGUGUGGUUUGUUAACCUGUUGGCCAUUUUGGGCAACACCUUUGUGCUCUUGAUCCUCCUGACGAGUCACUACAAGCUGACGGUGCCUCGUUUUCUGAUGUGUAACCUGGCAGUGGCUGACUUCUGCAUGGGGGUUUACUUGCUGCUGAUCACCUCAGUGGACCUUUAUACCAGGACUGAGUAUUACAACCAUGCCAUCGACUGGCAGACGGGGCCAGGGUGCAAAACCGCUGGGUUCUUCACAGUCUUUGCCAGUGAGUUCUCGGUCUACACGCUCACCGUAAUCACACUGGAGCGCUGGUACGCGAUCAACUUCGCCAUGCGGUUGGACAGGAAGAUGCGGCUGCGGCAUGCCACCGUUGUCAUGGUGGGCGGAUGGGUGCUCUGCUUCACCUUAGCCCUUCUGCCCAUUUUAGGAGUCAGCAGCUACAUUAAGGUUAGCAUCUGCCUGCCAAUGGACACAGAGAGCCAGUUAGCUCAGGGCUACCUCGUCUUCGUCCUGUUGGCCAACGUCUUGGCAUUUGUCAUCAUCUGCGCCUGCUACGUCAAGAUCUACAUCACGGUAAAGAACCCGCACUACAAAUCUGGCAGCAAAGACACAAAAAUGGCCAAACGCAUGGCAGUCCUGAUCUUCACCAACUUCACCUGCAUGGCCCCCAUCUCUUUCUACGCGCUGUCUGCCAUCUUGAACAAGCCGCUGAUCACUGUGACCAACUCCAAGAUUCUGCUAGUCCUCUUCUACCCACUCAAUUCCUGCGCCAACCCUUUCCUCUACGUAAUCUUUACCAAGGCUUUCCGUCGUGACGUCUUUAUCUUGCUGAGCAAGGUGGGUCUCUGCCAACACCGGGCCCAGCUCUACCGGGGGCAGGCUCUCUCUGGCAAGAACGGUGGCGGUCUCACCGGGAACCGGGACGGCAGAGGGGUGCCUGUCAAUCUUGCCAAGGCCAGCCACCCCUCGUGUGGCCCUCACCAACACCCCAGUAACUGCGGGCUAUCAAAAACUGCUACCAGAGGUUGUAAUGUGAGUGAACUGUGA
Molecule: messenger RNA, 2220 nt
Organism: Rhincodon typus (whale shark)
Lineage: Eukaryota; Metazoa; Chordata; Chondrichthyes; Orectolobiformes; Rhincodontidae
Gene: tshr
Product: thyroid stimulating hormone receptor
Exons: 9
Coding region: 1-2220 (739 amino acids)
Biological process (GO): G protein-coupled receptor signaling pathway
Cellular component (GO): membrane
Molecular function (GO): protein binding; thyroid-stimulating hormone receptor activity
Source: RefSeq, a predicted model, not a curated record